AUGGUGAUAGAAGUUCUUAAACGUCGUAAUAUCUCUUACGUUGUUGCUCCAUAUGAAGCAGAUGCUCAGUUGGUAUACCUCGAAAUGAAUGGAUAUAUUCAAGCAAUAAUCUCCGAAGAUUCUGACCUGCUUGUAUUCGGUGCACAAUGCAUGCUCACUAAGAUGGACAAUGUGGGAAAAUGUAUUGAGGUGCGACGGGACAAGUUCCACACUUGUCAAGACUUGAACUUGGCUGACUUUAAUGAUGAAAAUUUGAGAGUAAUGGCUAUUUUGUCAGGAUGCGACUACUCGCCUGGAAUAUCUGGAAUUGGUCCUGUCAAAGCAUAUAAUCUUAUCCGAAAGUAUCGGGAGUUUCACCGCGUAAGUUUACGGGUCACUGAUAUCAUGUUGUUUUAA
Molecule: messenger RNA, 396 nt
Organism: Sugiyamaella lignohabitans
Lineage: Eukaryota; Fungi; Ascomycota; Dipodascomycetes; Dipodascales; Trichomonascaceae
Gene: DIN7
Product: exodeoxyribonuclease DIN7
Exons: 1
Coding region: 1-396 (131 amino acids)
Biological process (GO): mismatch repair; DNA double-strand break processing; DNA recombination
Cellular component (GO): nucleus
Molecular function (GO): DNA binding; 5'-3' DNA exonuclease activity; 5'-flap endonuclease activity
Source: RefSeq, a predicted model, not a curated record